UUAUUUCUCCCAAAUUUCUCUCUGUCUCUCUUAACAAAUUCAAACCAAACACAGCCAAAAUAAAACCAAAAAACUUGUUGAAAAUUCUAUAGAAAAAAAUUUCUUUCUUUUUUUUUGAAAAGAAUUUUAUGAAAAUGGAAGCUAUGUACUCAAAAACUUGUUUUAUGGUAGAUGAUGAUAUUCUUAAUUUCUCUUUAGAUGAUGAUGAAAAAUAUCAAACUUCUUCUUCUUCUUUUGAAUCAUCAAACACCCUUGGAUUUCAUCAAGAUGAUCAUAGCCCUUCAUUUCCUGAUUAUGUAGAGGAAGAAUUGGAAUGGCUUUCAAAUAAAGAUGCAUUUCCAGCAGUAGAAUUUGACAUAUUCUCUGAUCAUGUCCCUAAUGUCAUAUUUGAUCACCACAGCCCAAAUUCAGUACUGGAAAACAGCAGCAGCAGCAACAACAACAACAACAAUUGCAACGUAAAUGUUAAGGAAAACGCGUUUACAAGCCACACCUCUAGCCUCCUACAAGUCCCCAUUAACCACCCCGUUGGUGCACGGAGCAAGAGAAGGCGAAGAAUCGCCUUGCAAUUCGACAACUCGUGUGUGUGGGGUAACCAAGUGAAAUUCAACAACACUAGUACUAAGCAAGGACUAACAUUGCUCAAAAUAUCAUUGACUAAAGCUAAAAGAGGUACUAGCAUUGGUAGGAGGUGUCAACAUUGUGGGGUCGAUAAGACCCCACAAUGGCGUGCAGGUCCUACAGGACCUAAAACGUUGUGCAACGCUUGUGGGGUCCGGUAUAAGUCUGGAAGGUUGUUCCCUGAGUACCGCCCCGCGAAUAGCCCUACUUUUUCAGUUGAUUUACAUUCAAAUUCUCAUAGGAAAGUUUUGGAGAUGAGAAAGCAGAGGAUUUAAAAUCAAGUAUAUAGGGCAGGGUUAAUUAGUAGUGAGUCUAUAGUUUUUAAAUUUUUAGCACAAUUAGUAUGGAGUCUAGGUUUACUAAAACCAUAUUAUUUGUAUUGAUUUCCACUAAAAUCUACUAGGGUAUUUACAAGUUAACUUGGUU
Messenger RNA from Solanum verrucosum, 1047 nucleotides. Its product is annotated as GATA transcription factor 1-like. The transcript has 2 exons. NCBI's taxonomy places the organism in Eukaryota, Viridiplantae, Streptophyta, Magnoliopsida, Solanales, Solanaceae. The record is from RefSeq and is a predicted model, not a curated record. The coding region runs from base 129 to 896 and encodes 255 amino acids. Gene Ontology annotation, molecular function: sequence-specific DNA binding; zinc ion binding. Gene Ontology annotation, biological process: regulation of DNA-templated transcription.